AUGCAGUCGUUCGAGAACACACCCUCGUCGCCUACAAAGCGCCUAGGGGUGUCAUUGAAUCUCGAUACUGGCUACAAAGGGAAGGGUAAGGACUUCUCUCCCCCGCAGACGCCGCCCAAGAUGGAAAACUAUCGUCCCAGCAGAGGCAAUAUUGUAGCUGCGAACCGGGCGCUUAAUAUACGGACUGGGCCAAGGGAGACAUUUUUGGACGACAUAACACCAGUCGACCCUGCAAACAAUAAGGUUCAAGACUCAGAAAGGGGCAGACCUGGAAAUCGAGACUCGCAUGAUCUUUCUUUGUCUCCACGUCAGGUUACGCGCGACUCGCUGGUCGACCACAUGCUGCUCUCCCUCGACCAAUUCUCCUUCGCACAAGAAGGAGACGGAUUUGGCAGGCAGCCUACGGUUGACGAGGAACAAUUAUAUUCGACUUUUGGGGACGAGGAAUCAUAUCAACCGGCACAGAAUUUCGCCCCAAGGAACGGGCGAGGAAUCGGGCACAAUUACUCGUACAGUUCUGAUUAUGACCCUGCGGACGAUUCGUCUCGAUACUCUGGAGGACAAUUGUCUCGCGGAAGAAGGAGUAACAGUAGCUCGAAUUUUCAGACCAAUCUAGGGAGAAUAAACAGCGUUCGGAACGACGGCACAUCGACAUUUUCAGGAACAAGGCCUCCAGCGCCGCAGCAAAUACCUCCUAGAGGGAUACAUUCACGGGGUGGGAAAGGAAGCAAGGGAAGUAGUGUCAACAGUUUCGAGCUGGGGUACGCGCAGGUCACAAGUAAUCAACGAUGGACACAUGGACUAGCUGGACGAUCCUCGAGCUUCGACUAUGGCAGUGAUCGAGUUGCAAUGAAAGUGCCCUCACAUCCUAUUCCUCGACCUAUCGAGACGAAUGCUCCUCCUUUCAACGAUUACGACUAUGAUGCUGCGCCAACACCCACAGUGCCAGUUGGACCACGAAGAAUGCGGCCUGCAUCUCCAAUAAUGAUUUCUCAGCCAGACCCGGUACAAGCAAGCCCACCACAGAAGUUGGAGAGGAAAAGGAGUACACGAUCCUCGAAAAGUGGCUACAAGGGAAAGCUUUCCGCCAACAAUACAUCCGGAAGCAGAUUUGACUACGGGUUGAAAGACCGAAAUCGCGAAUUACCUCCUAUGCCCGCCUUCAUCAAAGAGCCUCCUUCUGCGCCUGGACCAUUAGUUGGCUAUGGCAAAACGAAAGACCAGCAACCCACUAGCCUCGCCCAACCCAAAGACCGCCCAGGAUUUUUUAGAAGAGUUUUCGGCUCGAGGAGCAACCCUGUGCCUACUACGGAACCCCCUCCUUCGCACGGUUCCACGACAUCUGCUGAAACGACGGACCGACCACAGAGUCGGCCUCAGCAUAUCGGCACCCAAAUCAAGUCCCAACAUGCGCAUUCCCCUCGAGAAGCCCCGCCUCCACCAAAGGAGCAAGCACAUGUACUCACGAAAAAGCCGUCAUCGUUUUUUCGGCGACGGAAGAAGUCUAUUUCUGAGCCAGAAACACCCGUUCCAACAGUUCCGCCAUUACCGCUACAGACAGAGCGGGAAGCUGCUCCUACGAGAGCUCCUUCCAGCCCUGUCAGUAGUCUCAGGAAAGUUAUGAAUCCAUAUUUAAGGACCCCGGCCCGGAGCCCAAUCGACUUGUUUCCCCCCUCCAAUCUUGAUCGACAAAUGAACGACAGUCCAGAGCCCAAGGACAGGACUGUGAGGGGAUUCUCGCCAGAUUACGAACCAGACAAGAGCGCCACCAUAAGGACUGUACGACCAACCGAGCGGGAGCCAUUGGACAAUCUAUCAUCUUCGCCUCCCCAAAAUAAACUGGUGUCUAAUUCCAAUGAGAGGGCAUCCAGUACAAAAGAUUCGCAAGAUGUCCGUGAAGGAACCUUCUUGCAAGAUAGCAGUGAUAAUGACCGUGAAGUCCCAGCGACUUCCAAUUCUGCUUCGAGUCUCAAGGAUGGUUCUGGAACAAAACGGCAGGUUGGCCAACAGCCUGCUUCGUCUGUCGCCAGAGAUAUGGCGCUCGUUGCAGAGUAUGAAAGAGUUCACUCAAAGCGAUCACCGACUGCCUCAUCAAAGAUUGACCAAAAUAAGCCUCACUCGACGGUGGAAUCUCCCCGAAGCACAACUGAAUCUAAGUCAAGCAUAAAGCAAACAACGUUAGCUACUAAAGAUGAGGAAUGGGUCAUGCUGACUCCCACUAAAGUGCCGGGCCAGCCUCUGUCAGAAAGUACAGAAAAUCGUGUGUGGCUGGAGGCAUCCUCUUCGGAAGAAGAUCUCGCCGAGUCGAACCUUGCCAUGCCUCUGAAUUCCAAGCAGCCACCUAGCAGCAUCAUGUCUGGUUCGACUGAUACGGUUUACAAAUCUGCCACGAGUUUGCCAAUUUUGCAGGUGGAAGGUAGAGAGGAAGCUGAAAAGUCACCGCCACAGCAGCGACGCCUGUUAUCCGCUGCUGAAGCAAUCAAAUCUCUCGACGACGAAUGCCCAGCUGAAGAAGACAUAGUCCCAAGCGAGAGUGAUCGCGAGAAAGCGCAAAAAAUCUAUGACGGAAGCGAAGAUUUCGUUCAGAAGGAGAGGGCUGCUGCAUGGAUGGGCGAAGAUAGUCCCGUUCGUUUAAGGACCUUGGUGGCCUAUAUGGAGCUCUACAACUUUACAAAUCUUAACAUACUUGCCGCGUUGCGUCUCAUGUGUGGUCGAUUAGUCCUGAAAGCCGAGAGUCAGCAGGUGGACCGUAUUUUGGUCAACUUUGCCAAACGGUGGUGUCACUGUAACCCCAAUCAUGGCUUCAAAGGAAUUGAUGUCGUCCAUACCAUUUGCUACUCGAUUCUCCUCCUAAACACAGAUUUACAUCUGGCGGAUAUCGAUCAGAAGAUGACUCGCAGCCAGUUUGUGAAAAACACGAUGCCCACCAUUCGCAAAAGUGUGGCAGAGCUUGCCCCCGAUGCCUUCGAACCGACUAGACCAUCAAUCUUACCUGGGAAGAGCUCGACCUUCGAUUCUGCCAAGCAAGCUAGCGACGUUUCAUUGAAGCCUGAAAGGUCUUCCAUCGAAGUUGAGAGACCAUCAUGGAGAACUUCCUUCAAGCCUCCACCGCGGACGGAUUCUGAUGGAAUUGCGCCUACCCCACUGGAUUAUGACACACCUAUCGACGACUGCGGACCAUUGGUAAAAGCACCUUUCCACGGAACACUGCGAACAUGGGAAGUACAAGUAGAGAUUGUGCUCAAAGACUUCUAUAACUCCAUUCGAAACGAACGUUUGCCAUUGUUUGGCGCACCAAUCGAGAAACCACUUCUUCAAGCACCUUCUUCCAAUAGCCUGUCGGUCUUCACAAACGGAAUGCUCCGCCGAACUCCGAGCGUGCUGAGCAAAGCACCAUCAGAGUCUCAAAGCUUUAUCAGGGGAAGAACGGCGGAGACUGUCCGAGUAGGGAAUGGAAAGUGGGCAAGCAAGAAUCGUUCACGGCCUCGCUUGUAUCCAGGUUCCGGCAUGGGUUCUAGCCGAACAAGUUUGGAUGAUCAGUCUUCAAUGUGGAGUCCAUCUGUAUCAUCCAGCACAUGGAGCAAAUACUCUCUUGGUAAGACGCACACCUCUAUGUCAGUUGAUUCACGCGGGUCGGGCUUUCCUCAAGGCGACUACCAGCAAUCUAUUGGUUUCGCCAAUGCCCUCAGUCAGGCUAUCAUUCGUGAGGAGACCAUUGGAGGUCCAGGAAGUAAUGGCAGUGAAAGAGAUGAAAGUGAAGAACACCGCGUCGCACCCCUACUUGAAGACGAGUCCUUGGAACUGCAUGGAGCGCCGUGGGCAAAGGAAGGAAUUGUUAAGCACAAGCAUCACCUGGAGGCUCUGGACAAGAAGGCCAAAGAUCGUAACUGGAACGAGGUCUUUGCCGUUAUCGAAAAGGGUUACAUGAGCCUUUUCUCCUUCUCAUCAAAAAGCAUACGCAACAAGAACAAAAGUAAGACUGCUGGAGGGGUUGUUGGCGGAGGCAAUUGGCAGGAGAACGCUCAAAGCCUUGGAUCGUUCCUCCUCAGGCAAACCAUAGCCAGCGCACUCCCCUCUCCCGGUUAUUCCAAGGCCCGUCCCCACGUCUGGGCUCUCUCGUUGCCAUCGGGAGCAGUCCAUCUCUUCCAGGUUGGUACACCAGACAUCGUCAAGGAAUUCGUCUCCACUGCCAACUACUGGAGUGCCCGUCUGUCAAAUCAUCCGCUUGUGGGCGGUAUCAGCAAUAUUGAGUAUGGAUGGUCUGACGCUAUUGUCAACAAUUCGUUGGUAAAUGCUAUCAACGAGUCUACAAGACCAUCUACCAGUGGAAACCGACCGAGUCUUCAGAGUUCUCUCAGAUCGAGUCUUGAUCAAGGAUAUCCCAGCGGAGGCUUCAGGUCUCGAUUGCCCGGAGACAAGAUUAACAUUUCGGACUGGACACCACCAACUCAGAGUAUGAGAGCCAGCAACCUUAUGGAAGCGGAUCAGUUGCGAACUUUGUCGGAUUAUGUUGCCGGAAUUGAGGAUGAGCUCCAGAAGCACAAUCAAUUACGCAGUCCUAUGUUACUUGCCUUUACUCCGCGUCACCCCAACGCACAGAAGGCUAUGGCUAAUUGGGAGAAGAAGUCCUCUUAUCUUCUUCGCGAGAUCGUCAAGUUCAGAACCUACAUCGAUUCAUUGGGAGCCGCUGAUAUCGGCAAGCAAAAAAUAUAUGCAGAACGAGCAGCGCGACAAGCACCCGAGGCCGACGAUGACGACGAGGAUGAGGGUGAUGUUACACUCAUACCAGAAUAAGUCUGGGAUGAAAGUUUUCUUUUGUGUCUGUACCACUUCCCGGAAACCGACGAAAUUAUGUCUAUACGUUACCCUUCUUCACUCCACUUCAUCACACUUUCGAGUACGCAUACAAACUUCUCCUUGAACGACAUACACGGAUCUGGAUUACACCUGGCAUUCAUCGGGAGCGGCGUUUACACUUUGUAGCAUGAGCCGUUUUUGGUGGUUUUGUGUACUCGAUAGGAUCUGUUAUCUUUGGGGCGGUAGUCUUUUUGGUUUGGAUUAUUGACUAGAACUACAUUUGGCUAGCUGGCCAUGUUAAGGCGUUGACUUGCGCUUUUUGUUGUGGUGUAUACCCCUUUGGUUUUAUUGUUUUUGCCUCUUUCCUUUGGGACUCCCUAAAGCUUCUUUUGUUCGCUUCUAGAUGGAAACGGGAUUGGAUAUGAUUUGGUGGAGGCCUGGACUGGAAUUAGAGGGCCCACAGGGGAGUUUUACGAAAACACGAGAUUAUGAUGUUGGAUGAGCUGGACAGAGAAUGGUGGGGGGUCCUGAGUGUAACUACAUUCCUGGUUGGAUUGAGUGGAUUGGUGAUGAUGGGUGAUGAGAUACAUUAGAGGCAGGUUCAAGGAGAAAGAAAUACUAUUCUAAUUGCUGUUGAAUGAUAUCGUAAUGGCUACAUUGUCCUGGAUCCGGGUUCACAACGCAGUUCUCAACAUCUUCAAGCCCAAGCUGCUCCAGGGGUUGCUAUGCUGUCAUACUCAUCUCUCGCGUCUGCCAUAUUAUUGGUUCCCUGCCCCCGAUUUCCUCCAAAGUCUCCACUCGAUUCCUCCCUCCCACGCUUGCAGAGGUCACGGACGAGCAGGUCCGAACCAAGGAGGACGAAAUGCCUUGUCGCCCCACUCAUUCUAUACCGACUUCACAUUCCAUUCUGAAAUAUAUUACACUCCUCGCUGAAUACGUUAAAUCAAUUCGCUCCGUUCCGAAUACACAUCUCAUGUGUCGUCCGGCGAGUAAGGUAAAUCCAGCAUUGGUGCGCGUACAUUCUCUUCGCUCCGGAUGUCUCAAUAUCAAGACGAAGCGGGGUGUGGAUAUCCUAGAAAUUCUCUCAAAAUUCUGUGUGAUGUGAAGAGGAAGGCAUGUCCGUGUCCCGAUCAUUGUCAGAGGAGUGUGUGUGUAUGGUUGUUCGUCCACGCCUCUGCUUGGAUUUGUUGGGAAGGAAAGUGCGAGUGUCUGGUCAGGUCGCGGUGGUGGUGUUGGAUGCGAACCGAGAUGCGGUCCGAGAAGCGAAGCAAGUCGAGUCGAGUCAACUGCGAGCGACCGGAAGGUAGGGAUGCGCGAGACGAUGCUGAGAUUGCGCGGCUUCCCUGUGGAGCAGUGCUAGGGAACGUCAAUGAGUUGUGCCUGCAAUGCAAUGCAAUUCGAUGCAGUUGCCAGUUUGCGAGGCGGCUGAAAUGGGGGUGCUAGCUUGGUAGUUCCAGUUGAACUGGAGUCGCACCUGCCUUUUCCCCGGCAGUCCCAACGUACGAGAUUUCUUGCGCGACUGGCAGACGUUAAGUCAGUUCCUUUUACCGACGGCCAAUCACAAUUCACAUGUACCAGAGCAAGGCGUCUUUUCAUUCUCUGCUUCUUGUCCUUCCACUUCAUGGCGUCAUAUGCAGAUCACCACAACGCUUUCAACUCAUGUGCUCUUAUCUGUGACUGCCGAGCUACAAGCUCCCUGCAUCUUCUCGAAUGGCAUUCAAUUUCGAACUGCCAUGGACAGACAGGAUCAGAUCAAAUAUUUGUGGCUGCUUCGCGCAUGUUCCCCUCUGGUGGGAAGGGGCGGGUUCACG
Molecule: messenger RNA, 6608 nt
Organism: Cadophora gregata
Lineage: Eukaryota; Fungi; Ascomycota; Leotiomycetes; Helotiales; Ploettnerulaceae
Exons: 3
Coding region: 1-4794 (1597 amino acids)
Biological process (GO): regulation of ARF protein signal transduction
Molecular function (GO): guanyl-nucleotide exchange factor activity
Source: RefSeq, a predicted model, not a curated record